Mercenaria mercenaria is the source of this 1635-nucleotide messenger RNA. RefSeq names its product transmembrane protein 39A-B-like. NCBI's taxonomy places the organism in Eukaryota, Metazoa, Mollusca, Bivalvia, Venerida, Veneridae. The coding region runs from base 95 to 1546 and encodes 483 amino acids. The transcript has 11 exons. Gene Ontology annotation, cellular component: membrane. The record is from RefSeq and is a predicted model, not a curated record.
AAAAGCGGUGUCGAAGUAAACACUAAUUAGCAUAUUACAGCAAACAAAUUUUCUCGAUUUUCUUUGCAGUUCGACUGUCAUGGUCUAAAGUACCAUGCCACCAGGACGAAGAAUACUGUCUCGUAUUCAGACAAAUCCCCCAUACCAGGGUGGUGCUCAUAAGAAUUCUAAUUCCGGGCAUUCUGAUGACCGUGAAAAUAACAUGGUUCCAUUAGCAACCAUGGCAGUUCUCCCAAAGCAUGCCCACAUCCCAGAGAUACCAGGCGACACAAAUGUCUCAUUUGAAGUGAUGCUCUACAUUUUCGGAUUCAUUGUUAUGUGUCUACAGUACAUUAAUCUGUAUAAAACAGUCUGGUGGCUCCCUCACUCACACGCAAACUAUGCUCUUAACUUUUACCUGAUAGACCCAUACCUAGCCAGUUUCCUGUGUGUACUGAUGAGCCGGAGGCUGAUCUGGUGUUUCGUACAAGAGAUUUAUGGAUCUAGGACUGGUAAAGGAUUUCUGUAUAUGUUGAUUCAGAUCUGUAAGGUUGUCACGGUAACAUUUGCAGUUUGUGCCCUGCUCUUCACUGGCUAUCAGGUGCUGAGGAACCACUCUCUCCUUUACUGCCUUUUUCUCUGCUGUCCUAUUGUGACAUACAUAUUCCUUUUUGGACCAACAGUUAAACCACUGUAUGUUAGAUCCCUGAAUUGGCCAUCCAUUGUCACAGAGAAGUCCACUCCAAAACAUAAAUCGAAUCUUGAUAAAGACUUUGUUCUAUUCCACAACUGUGUUCUAACUCCUGAUAUCAUCCGAGAAGAGGUGGAGGUUCUAAAAAUAGAUUUCAAUAAUCGUGUGAAGCAGAUCUUGUUUAAUUCAAUGCUGACGGCUUAUUAUAUGACCUUUGUACCAUUAUGCUUUGCACAGCAUAUCCAGAAUAACUGUGAGACUUGCUGGAAUACAUUGUUUUACGACAGCUGGUGGGUAGGGCAACAUGUCUUUCUGACUUGGCUAAGUGCAUUUCUAAUGCUGUGUGCACACUUUCUCCCACCUAAAUAUCUAGAUCUCAUGCAUAGGUGUGCACAGCAUCUCGGAAGAUGGCAGAAAGUUGAAGGCAGACAUGCUCAUGUACCAUAUAAUGCGGAAAAAUCAAGACCACUUUUCUGUAGUACAACAUGCAUGUUACAUCCGAUUUUGAGGUGUAUUUUGACCUAUCUCUACCGUUGGUCAGAGCUACAGGUGUGGCCACAAGGUGCUCUAGUCAAACAUGUGCGAGGUCUUUUUAAAGCCGAGGGUAUAAAUGUUACUGCUGAACCUGGCAAUAGCAUGCAUGGCAGAUUUUAUUUUUUAUUUCACCGACCAUUACGAGUGUUGAACUGGAUGCUUGUUCUAACGUGGAUGUUGGUUGGUUACCAGUUCUUCUGUUUGCUACAGUGCAGCGAGUGGAACCACAUAAUCUGUAUGUCACUGGUUCUGUUCUGUAACUACUACACGCUGUUCAAGCUUCUACGAGACAGAAUCAUCCUCUCUAAGACAUACAAAGACGAUGACAGUAAUCAGAAUUGAAAAAUUAUUUAACAGUUAUAAUCAUAAUUGUUUUUACAACCCGAAGUAUUGUGCUUAUAUUUAUUUAUGAUAAAUUAAGAAAAAUUUUA